Molecule: messenger RNA, 3190 nt
Organism: Telopea speciosissima
Lineage: Eukaryota; Viridiplantae; Streptophyta; Magnoliopsida; Proteales; Proteaceae
Product: kinesin-like protein KIN-10A
Exons: 7
Coding region: 61-3042 (993 amino acids)
Biological process (GO): microtubule-based movement
Cellular component (GO): kinesin complex; microtubule
Molecular function (GO): ATP binding; ATP hydrolysis activity; microtubule motor activity
Source: RefSeq, a predicted model, not a curated record
AUUCUUCAAUUUCACCAUAGAGCACCAACAAUUCUGCAGUUUCUUUCUGGGUUUUCUUCAAUGGCCCCUACACCUUCUUCUAAAUCCGUUCAAGGACAAACAACUCCACUAAGAACACCUCAGUCGAAGCAUCGCUCAAAUUUAUUUCCAGUGAAGAGCACCCACCCAUCUCCGAAUCCAAACUCUGUGGCUAAAGAAAAUCCACCGGCAGAGCAUCCAGUCGAAGUCAUUGGUCGAAUACGUGAUUACCCAUAUCGGAAAGACAAGCCCGUUUCAGCAUUGCAUAUCUCUUCCGACAAGAAGAGUGUUCGUGUCCGAACUGAUAUAGGCUAUAGAGAUUUCAGUCUUGAUGGUGUUUCUACCUCGGAGGAAGAAGAUCUCGAUGGGUUCUACAAAAAAUUUGUGGAAUCGAGGAUAAAUGGGGUCAAAUUGGGGGCGAAAUGCACAAUCAUGAUGUAUGGUCCAACGGGUUCUGGCAAGAGCCACACGAUGUUUGGGUGCCCAAAGCAGCCGGGGAUUGUAUAUAGGGCUCUGAGAGACAUUCUUGGUGAGGGGAAUGAAGAAAAAGAAAACAGCACAUAUGGUCAACGUUUGGGCUUCGGAACAAUUGUUCAAGUAACCGUUUUGGAGAUCUACAAUGAGGAAAUUUACGAUCUUUUAUCAAACAACAAUGGCGGAGGAUUGAGCUUUGGGUUUACUAAGGGAAACGCUUCAAAGGUGAGACUUGAAGUGAUGGGGAAGAAAGCAAAGAAUGCAACUUUUAUCUCCGGACAUGAAGCUGGAAAGAUAACCAGAGAGGUAGCAAAUGUAGAAAAGAGAAGGAUUGUCAAAAGCACUAACUGUAAUGACAGAAGCUCCCGAAGCCAUUGCAUGAUCAUCUUGGAUGUUCCUUCUGUGGGAGGAAGAUUGAUGCUUGUCGAUAUGGCUGGUUCUGAAAACAUUGAGCAGGCUGGCCAAAUUGGAUUUGAGGCAAAGAUGCAGACAGCAAAGAUCAACCAGGGAAAUAUUGCCCUGAAGAGGGUAGUUGAAUCCAUAGCAAAUGGGGAUUCCCAUGUUCCAUUCAGAGAUAGCAAGCUAACCAUGCUUCUGCAGGAUUCUUUUGAGGAUGAUAAAUCAAAAAUCUUGAUGAUAUUGUGUGCAAGUCCUGAUCCCAAGGAGAUCCACAAGACUAUUUCCACUCUGGAAUAUGGAGCAAAGGCCAAGUGCAUUGUGCGUGGCUUUAAUACACCAACCAAGGACAAAAGUGGUGCUGAGGAUUCCACAUCUUCUGUAGUUUUAGGUUCAAGGAUUGCAGCUAUGGAUCAGUUUAUUUUGAAGCUGCAAAUGGAGAACAAACUUAGGGAGAAAGAGCGCCAUGAAGCACAAAAAGAGCUCUUGAGGAAAGAAGAAGAAAUCGCUGCUUUGAGGGCUAAGCUGGAGGUAAAAGGGAGGGAUUCUGGAGUGAGUGAAGAAGAGAUCAAUGUGAAGGUCAAUGAAAGAACCCAGAUUCUGAAACUUGAGCUGGAGAAGAGGUUGCAGGAGUGCCACCAGAAGGCAAAUGAGUUUGUUGAAUUUGGAAGGCAGAGAAUGGAAGAGAAAAUAUUGCAACAGCAACAGGAGGUUGAGAUGCUGAGACGGCGGUUGGAGGAAAUUGAAACUGCGCUUAGUAGUUCGACAGAUAGCAGUGGUGACAAGAACAGUUUACAAGACAUGGAUGGAAACAGCCUUGCAAAAAGACUAAUGGAAGUUUAUUCUGAUCCAGACCAUGGGAUGGAGAAAUCCAUGGACCUGGAUAUGGGGGACAGGCAACCAUUUGUUCAUGAUGUGAAAGAGAUAGAUGGGAACGUACAUCAAAUUGACAACUUAGGUAACCAAACACAGUUUAAUGUUUAUUGCUGGAGUGCUAAGGAAGAGGAAGAAGAUGAUGAUAUGGUUGUUGCACCAAAAUUUACAGAGAAAGUAUGUUUGAGUACUGUGUUCGAAGAGGAGGAAGAAGGAGAAGACACAGAAAAUGUGGAUGAUGAAGAGGUAGAGAAAGAAAUAGUAGAGGAAACAACUGUAAAUUUGAGCACGAUUGAUGGCUCUAGUCCACGGAUCAAUUUCAGUAAGGGCUUUUAUGCAGCUAGUCCACAGGAGCUUGUACCAAUACUACCUUCUUGCAACAAGGAAACCAACAAAUUUGAUUAUAGCAGAAAUAGAUCUGAAGAAAAGAAUGUGACUCCAGGAGUGAUGGGUGAAUUGGAAAAUGCAAAAGAUGCAGUCUCUGCUAGAAGAACAAGAAUCCAAAACAUUUUCAUGCUCUGUGGGAACCACAGAGAGCUUGGACAAAAUGUCAGAAUUGCAACACCUUACCCGAAAAGACCUCUAGCUUCAGACAUACAAUCAUCUCCUGUGACAACAGCUGAUGGUGAGUCAGUUAAAAUGAAACCUCCUUCCAACAGAAUAUCAGAGCUUCAAACUGUUUAUGUGCCAGAGUUUGGAUUGAGUGAUCAAGUCCUGGCUGAUGUAACAGCAAAAAACAUCACAGGAACACCAAAUCCAGCACCCGUAGCAAAGCCACUCACAACACUUAAAUUUGUCGACGAGCAGAAAUCAGCAGAAGCUGUCCCACUGAACAGAAAUCGGUGGUUCUCUUCUGAGAUGGCCCAGGACUCGAAGGAGAACAACAGACCAGAAGACAGAAACACAGAUGAUCUUGUUGAAUUGUAUGUGAAAUGGGAGGCCUCAAAGGAGAAUUCUGGGAAGUUCAUUAUGAAGUUGAAUGUUGAAAAGGAUUCCAGCCUUGCUGAUCUGCGGAAGCUGAUUGAGACCCGUCUUGUGGAGGACAAUGCUACCAAGCAAGGAUUCACAUUUCUCAUGCUUGGGGAUCCUACGGGUGCUCCAGUUGUGAAAGAGAAGGAAGCAACAAUUCAAGCAAGCAAACUCCCCAUUUGUAACAACCAGUUGAGUGGCCACUUGGCUUGCUUGCGUCCAGUCAAGGCAACCCAACAGACUAAUCUUCUCCCCUUUAGCUCACUGGAGAAUAAACUUGCACAUGUACUUCCAAAUGUGCUACCUGUAUAAGAAUGUAUUACUUGUAUAAAAACCCUUUUUCCCGCAUAUCACAAUGUUUCUUUUUUUGGUUAACAAGCCACUAUGUUUUCUCCUGGGUUUGUUGGAUGAUCCAAAAUUUUCUUUCCAAUUUUACCAUCAAUAUAUUCUUUUUCUCUUU